Mucor mucedo is the source of this 932-nucleotide messenger RNA. Its product is annotated as immunoglobulin E-set. Gene Ontology annotation, biological process: Rho protein signal transduction. NCBI's taxonomy places the organism in Eukaryota, Fungi, Mucoromycota, Mucoromycetes, Mucorales, Mucoraceae. The transcript has 7 exons. The record is from RefSeq and is a predicted model, not a curated record. Gene Ontology annotation, molecular function: Rho GDP-dissociation inhibitor activity; protein binding. Bases 13 to 609 code for a protein of 198 amino acids. Gene Ontology annotation, cellular component: membrane; cytoplasm; cytosol.
CAGAUAUAAACAAUGAGUGACCAUCAUCAUGACGACGACGAGCUUGCACCUACACAAACCACAGGUUACAAGCCAGGAGAGAAGAAGACUCUUGAAGAUUAUCAAACUUUAGAUGCUGGAGAUGAGUCCCUGAACAAGUGGAAGGAAUCUCUCGGUUUAAACAAGUCUACUGGCCAAACUGGUCCUCAUGAUGAUCCCCGCAGAGUUAUUGUUGAAUACAUUGCUCUUGAGGUUGAAGGUCGUACUGAUGUUAUGGUUGAUUUGUCUACUCCCCAGGCCAUUGACCAAGCCAAGAACACACCCUUCACAAUCAAGGAAGGUGUUGAAUAUCGUAUGAAGGUUAAAUUCAGAGUCCAACAUGAUGUUGUCUCUGGCUUAAAGUACUUGCAAGUUGUCAAGAGAAAGGGUAUCAGAGUUGAUAAGACCGAAGAAAUGAUUGGUAGUUAUGGUCCUUCUGCUGAAGCUUAUGAAAAGAAGUUUUUAGCCGAGGAAGCUCCUUCUGGUAUGCUUGCUAGAGGUCACUAUGAUGCCAAGAGUAAAUUUGUUGAUGAUGAUGGUGUUUCUCAUAUGGAAUGGAACUGGUCAUUCGAUAUUAAGAAGGACUGGUAAAAGAUUAAACCUUUUGUCUAUUUCUUUUUUCUUUUUCUUUUUUACUACAAAAUUCAAGUCUUUUUUCAACAAUCAACCCCCCCUUACCCCCUUUCUCUGCUACUUUCUGUUAUUGCUCACAUAAAGUAUCGUAGUUUUUUAAAUUCCCUUUCUUCAUAACCCCCCAUUUUUCCCUCUCCCUCCCCAAAAAUACAAAAAAUAUAUAUUCCAGAAUUGAAAAAUAUAUAAAAAAAAACCUAUAUAAAAACAGGUCGGUCUAUGAAUUACCCGGGGACAAUGAAAAUGUAUCGGGGGCGUUUUCCCCCCAAACGCGAAAAAAGAAA